Molecule: messenger RNA, 3473 nt
Organism: Syzygium oleosum
Lineage: Eukaryota; Viridiplantae; Streptophyta; Magnoliopsida; Myrtales; Myrtaceae
Product: leucine-rich repeat receptor protein kinase HPCA1
Exons: 19
Coding region: 292-3201 (969 amino acids)
Biological process (GO): protein phosphorylation
Molecular function (GO): protein binding; protein kinase activity; ATP binding
Source: RefSeq, a predicted model, not a curated record
AAGACAAGGCAAAAUCAAUUAAAAAGCAAGCACACACCCACUUUGCUUCUUUAUUUAUUUUUGUUACAUUUCCCAUCCCUUUCUUCUCUUGGAGCAAGGUAUUUUGACAGGGUCUUCAACCAACCCUCCCUGCACACUCUGUGCUGAUUUUUCCAUACAUCAAUAUCAUAUUCACGUUCUCAUUAUGCUCUGCAAGUUGUCACAGAGGACUGGGUCAAUAACAGGAAGAGCCUUAGAGGCAAGAAGAGUUCCUUGAGUUCUUUGACUUCUUUUUCCUUAGCUAGUGAAGGUAUGGAGGAAGCCAUUUUGAGGGUGAUCUUCUUGGUGGUGGUGUUCUUGUUUGGGAAGAAUCUGCAGCUGGUUCUCUCUUUCACCAAUCCUGAUGACUCCGCAGCUCUCCAAUCCCUCAAGAGCACAUGGCAGAACACGCCGCCUAGCUGGGGAAGGUCGAGUGACCCGUGCGGACUUCCUUGGGAAGGAGUAACCUGCAAUGGCAAUUCGAGGGUAACUGCACUGGGAUUAUCGACCAUGGGAAUCAAGGGCCAGCUAAGUAGUGACAUAGCAGGACUCACGGAACUAAGAUCUCUGGACAUUUCCUUCAACAAAGACCUCACUGGUCCUCUCUCUCGGCAGUUGGGCAAUCUACAGAAGUUGAACAUACUGAUUUUAGCCGGCUGUAGUAUCACCGGUAGUAUUCCGGACGAACUGGGCAACCUUGCGGAGCUAUCGUUCUUGGCACUGAACUCGAACAACUUCACGGGUAAUAUACCUGCUUCCUUGGGUAAACUCUCCAAGCUUUACUGGCUUGACCUGGCUGAUAAUCAAUUAACGGGGCCUAUUCCGAUAUCAACGGACACAUCCCCCGGAUUGGACCUCCUGUUAAAAGCAAAGCACUUUCAUUUCAACAAGAACAAGCUUUCAGGGCCCAUUCCGGAAAAGCUAUUCAGCUCAGAGAUGGUUCUAAUACACGUCUUAUUCGAUGGAAAUAAGCUUAAUGGUACCAUACCAUCCUCAUUAGGACUUCUAGUGGAUCUUGAGGUUCUUCGACUUGACAGGAAUUCGUUAUCUGGAAAAGUCCCUCUGAAUCUCAACAGCCUCACAAACCUUAGUGAACUGAACUUAGCCCAUAAUGAAUUGACUGGCCCUUUACCGGACUUGACGGAUAUGAAUUCCCUCAAUUACGUUGACCUUAGCAACAACUUCUUUGACCCUUCGGAAGCUCCAGAUUGGUUCUCAACCUUACCUUCUCUAACCACGCUGGUUACAGAAUACGGAACGCUUAAAGGAAUUGUCCCACAAAAGCUCUUCAGCUUUCCUCAGCUACAGCAAGUGAAAUUGAGGAACAAUGCUUUCAAUGGUACGCUGAACAUUGGAGACAACAUCAGUCCCCAGUUGCAGCUUGUCGAUCUGCAAAACAACGAAAUUUCAUCGGUGACGCUGGGCUCUCCGGGAUACACAAACACACUGAUGCUAAUAGGCAACCCAGUUUGCUCUACCCAACUCUCGAACACUAAUUACUGCCAGCUUCAGCAGCAGACAGUGAAGCCUUAUUCAACCAGCCUCGCCAGCUGUGGAAGCAAGUUGUGCCCCAUCGACGAAAGGCUCAACCCUCAGAGCUGCGAGUGCGCAUUUCCAUACCAAGGGACGUUAUAUUUUAGAGGUCCCUCCUUCAGGGAAUUGUCCAAUGUGACCACGUUUCACAUGCUCGAAAUGGACUUGUGGACGAAGUUGAAUCUCACCCCCGGUUCAGUUUCUCUUCAGAACCCCUUCUUCAAUCUCGACGACUACCUUCAAGUGCAGCUUUCGCUCUUCCCCCCGAGCGGGAAAUAUUUUAGUCGGUCAGAUGUUCAGAGGAUCGGUUUCGAUUUGACCAACCAAACUUUCAAGCCUCCUAAACCAUUCGGCCCCUAUUACUUCAUCGCUUCCCCCUAUGCUUUUCCAGAUAAUGGAGGAACCACCAUAAGCAAAGUUGUGAUAGUUGGGAUCGCUAUUGGCAGCACGGUUCUGGUUCUCGGCCUUGUUGUAUUAGGUAUAUAUGCAAUUCGACAAAAGAAACGGGCGGAGAAAGCUCUUGAGUUGAGCAGACCCUUCGCAUCCUGGGCACCCAGUGGGAAAGAUAGCGGAGGAGUGCCGCAACUGAAAGGAGCACGAUGGUUCUCUUAUGAUGAACUUAAGAAGUGCACCAAUAAUUUCUCUGAAAGUAACGAAUUAGGCGCCGGUGGAUAUGGAAAGGUGUACAGGGGAGUGCUUCCUGAUGGUCAUAUAAUAGCAAUCAAAAGAGCUCAACAAGGGUCGAUGCAGGGUGCGGUCGAGUUCAAGACAGAAAUCGAGCUGCUUUCACGGGUCCAUCACAAGAAUCUCGUCGCCCUCAUAGGAUUCUGUUUUGAGCAAGGGGAGCAGAUGUUGGUCUAUGAAUAUAUGCCUAACGGGACACUCAGGGAUAGCUUGACAGGAAAAUCAGGCAUAUAUCUUGAUUGGAAGAGGAGACUUCGAAUAGCUCUAGGUUCGGCUAGAGGACUCGCUUAUCUGCACGAACUCGCGAAUCCCCCAAUUAUCCACAGAGAUGUCAAGUCCACAAAUAUCUUGUUGGACGAACAUCUGACGGCCAAAGUUGCGGAUUUCGGUUUGUCCAAACUGGUGUCGGACAGCACGAAGGGGCACGUUUCAACGCAAGUGAAAGGCACACUGGGCUAUUUGGAUCCCGAAUACUACAUGACUCAACAGCUAACAGAAAAGAGUGACGUGUACAGCUUCGGGGUGGUUAUGCUCGAGCUGAUCACCGCAAAGCAACCGAUCGAGAAGGGCAAGUACGUCGUCCGCGAGAUUCGCACUGCCAUGGACAAGAAUGAUCAAGACUACUACGGCGUGAGGGAAAUGAUGGACCCGUCCAUGAGGAGCACGGGCAAACUCGUCGGGUUUGGCAGGUUCUUGGACUUGGCAAUGCAAUGCGUCGAGGAGUCAGCUGUGGACCGCCCCACGAUGAGCGAGGUGGUGAAGGCGAUCGAGACCGUGUUGCAGAACGACGGGAUACACACGAACUCGACAUCGGCAUCCUCGUCGGCGACGGAUUUCGGGUCGUCGAAGGGGGCUCCUCGGCAUCCGUACAGCAACGAUGCCUUGCCCAAGAAGGAUGUGAGCUAUAGUGAUUCCUUUGAUUACAGUGGUGGAUAUGCACUCUCUGCAAAAAUUGAACCCAAGUGAUGAAACAUGAUCAUUGAUCUGCUCAGUCAUUUGUUUUUUUCUUUUUACCUCUUUCCUUUGGUUUUGUUCAGGUUUGGCUUGGUCCUCUUCACAAUUUCUGUAAGUGAGUAAGCUGUUUCGUAUGUGUAAUAGUUUUGAUCAGCUGCAUCAAGUGACGGAAAGUUUUUGUGUAAGUGCCAGACUGCUUUUACAUUUCAUUUUUCUCGUUCUAGCACUGCAGCAUUGUAACAACAUUUCAAAAUUCUUAGUUUGUUCGGUUUGUCUGUUUGUCU